This is a messenger RNA of Punica granatum (pomegranate), 2892 nucleotides long. The record is from RefSeq and is a predicted model, not a curated record. NCBI's taxonomy places the organism in Eukaryota, Viridiplantae, Streptophyta, Magnoliopsida, Myrtales, Lythraceae.
GAUAUAAGGUCAGUUUAAUGGCGGAUCGCAUUCGCAUCUCAGUGUUAACCUUGAAGCUUGGAGUCUUCCCUAGAUAUAUGCCGUUGUCUUGACCUCCAGACAAACAGCCCCGAUAAACCCUCCUCUACAUACACCCCCAUAUAAACACAGACACGGCCCAAAGAGAAGGAAGGAAGAAGACAGAGCAGAACACCGAGACAGUUGAAUGGUUUGCUCUUCCUCCUGAAGAAGAAGAAGAAGAAGAAGAAGAAGAAGAAGAAGAAAUGGGGGAAGCUGAAGGGAAGGCUAAGGCGGCGCUUCGGAGGCUGUGCAGUGACAAUGGGUGGUCUUAUGGUGUCCUGUGGCGAUUUGAUCCUCGAAACUCCAUGUUGUUGACGAUGGAAGAUGCGUUCUAUGAAGAAGACCAAAUGGGGCAAGUCAUGGGAAACAUGCUCCUGCAGGUCCACUUGCUCGGGGAAGGAGCUAUAGGCCAAGCUGCUAUCACCGGAAAGCACCGGUGGAUGUUUGCGGGCGCCCGAGAAAGUCAGGAAGCUGACUCGGAGGUCCUUCAACAGCUCUCGGCUGGAGUUGAGACACUAUUAGUGAUCCCUAUUGAACACCAUGGUGUGGUGCAGUUCGGAGCCACGAAAAAGAUAAUGGAGAGUGCCGAGUUUGUGGAUGAAACUAAGAAAUUGUUUCAUGAGAUGGACAACGCCGAUGGAAUUUUUCGAGCGGGGAAUGUUCCUUCGUCAUCAAAUAGUGAAGCCAGUGAUAUAAACUCACUGUUUGCUUCGUUACUCUCCCAUGGGACUUCCUGUAAUAUGAAUCUCAGACCCAUCAACUCCGGAAUUGGCCUUGAAAAACUCAUAAGGAGCAGCUGCUCCACUACAAACCCGGUCCAGUCGCUGACAGUUGAGAAUGAAGAGGAUUUAUCUCACCUCUUCGCAAGCAUACCUACAGUGCCCCGAGCAAAGAGCUCUUUCACCGAGGGCUCGUGCAUUAGUUCUUGGAGCAGUGAUGGUUCAGUCUCAACCUCGCUCGAGCCUCCGAUGUCAUCCAGCAUUUUGGCCCCCGAUUCAUCUAAUGCAUAUUGCGUGAAACUGAACGCUGGUGCGGGUAAUUUCGGGAUCAAUCAUCUUCAGCCAUUUGGUGAUGCUGAAGUUCAACUCCCAAAAGCUUCGACCAACUUGAAAAGAUCUUUUGAUGAGUUUAACUUGACUGAUCCCACAGCUGAUGUUUCUAGUUCGUGCUUGAUCGACGAUCUUUCACAGUGGUUUGCCGGUUCGCCUGAGCACGGCAUUGCAGGGACUGGAGGCUGUUUUGAUAACAGCAUUGAACAGUCCAUAUUGGUCAAUUCAGGUAAUUAUAACGCGAGUAAUGUUCACAGUAUGGAAAGAGAACUCUUCAAUAGCUUUGGUGUGGAUCUGGGUUGCGUAUUGGAUGGAAACUGUUGGGACGUACUUAACAGCAGUAACCAAGCUCCUUGUAACACUAUGUCGGGAUUUCCCUCCACAAGUGAGCCCCGGAAAGGGCUAUUCUCAGAAUUGGGGAUUGAAGAGCUCUUGGAAGGUAUUGGCAGCACCAUCACCAAAUCGAGCUUUAAGGAUCCUCUGUCCGCCUCAAGAAGAAAAGGUGCCGAAGGAUUGCUGUUGAAUGGUCCAAGCAAUUUGGCACAUAAAUCACAGGUAGGCUUGUGGAUCGACGAUAGCUAUAGCAUCAAUGCUGGAGGUGCUCCAACUUGUGCACCGAAGAGAGCCGAAGAACCAGCAAAGCCAAGCAGAAAGAGGGCUAGGCCUGGGGAGAGCACAAGGCCAAGGCCUAAAGACCGUCAACAGAUCCAAGACCGCCUCAAAGAGCUUCGAGGGAUCAUACCCAACGGUGCAAAAUGUAGCAUCGAUGCUUUGUUGGAUCGGACCAUUAAGCACAUGCUGUUCUUGCAAAACGUGACGAAAUAUGCAGACAAGCUCAAGCGAUCUGAUGAGCCAAAGCUCGUUGCCCAUGAGAAUGGAGUGGUCUUGAAAGAUGAGAGCAGAAGGGGCGGAGAAGCGGGAAGUAGUGGAGGCACGACUUGGGCCUUCGAAGUGGGCAGUCAGUCCAUGGUUUGCCCGAUCAUAGUUGAGGACCUUAGCCCACCUGGACAAAUGCUAAUCGAGAUGCUUUGUGAAGAAAGGGGAUUGUUUCUUGAGAUAGCAGACAUAGUUCGCGGAUUUGGCCUCAACAUAUUGAAGGGAGUGAUGGAAGUUCGAGACAACAAGAUAUGGUCCCACUUCAUUGUCGAGGCAACAAGGCACGUUACGAGGAUGGACGUAUUCUGGUCCCUCGUUCAGCUUCUACAGCAAACAGCUCCCAGGGGGCCUGAUUUUGCCAAUCCUCCAAAGAAUCACCUCAUGGAUGGUGCAGUUCUUCCUUGCAACAGCUACAAGCAGACUGUUGCCUCUCCCUAUCAGCUAGCAAAGGCUCGUUGAGCAGAAUAUGAGAAAUACCUUGAUCGUCACACCAAGCCAGUUCUUAGAGGAAUGCAGAUUUCCUAUCGUGUCUGGACAUACAAAGGAAAACCACAAGUAGGCCAAAGUUUUACCUGCAGAGUUUCAAUCUUGGGCUCGGAAUCUAUACCUUAUUCCGGAUAGAGCGACUUUAUUCAUCAAAAAAAAGAGAGAGGUUCAUGUUUAGAUUUUUUUCUAGUGUGCUAGAACGAAAUUGAAGAUGUGUUAGUGUGUUCUUUUUUUGGUCUGAGAUUCAUUUGCCUGGUCGGUUUGUGCCAUAACUUGUUCAUACCCCUUGAAGCUGAUUGUAGUCACCCUUAGUUGUAGACUAACUUCUUAUCUUGACUCGUGCCUCGGCUUUUCGGUUUUGCUGUGCAAGUGACACACAUAUAUAUAUGUAAUGAUAUAGAUUUGUUCAUCUUCGUCUCAA